UUUCGAGAUGAAUUAUACUGAGUCCAGCCCAUUGGCAGAAUCAACUGCAAUAGCUUUUACACCUGAGUUAGAGAGCAUCAUACCUGUGCCUUCCAAUGAGACCACUUGUGAAAACUGGAGAGAGAUACAUCAUCUAGUUUUUCAUGUAGCAAAUAUUUUUUUUGCAAUUGGGUUGAUUAUUCCAACUAGUCUUCACCUUCAUAUGAUACUUCUUAGGGGGAUGUUUACUAUAGGAUGUACCCUUUACAUCGUCUGGGCCACUCUCUACCGAUGUGCCUUGGAUGUCAUGAUCUGGAACUCUGUGUUCCUGGGUGUCAACGUUUUGCAUCUUUUAUAUCUUUUGUACAAGAAAAGACCGGUGAAGAUUGAAAAGGAACUCAAUGGCAUCUACCGGCGGUUGUUUGAACCGCUCCGUGUGCCUCCAGAUUUGUUCAGAAGAUUGACUGGACAGUUCUGCAUGAUCCAAACCUUGCAAAAGGGCCAGACUUAUGCUGCAGAGGAUAAAACCUCAGUUGACGACCGUCUGAGUAUUCUCUUGAAGGGAAAAAUGAAGGUUUCCUAUCGAGGACAUUUUCUGCAUAACAUUUACCCCUGUGCCUUCAUAGAUUCUCCUGAAUUUAGAUCAACUCAGAUGCACAAAGGUGAAAAAUUCCAGGUCACCAUUAUUGCAGAUGAUAACUGCAGAUUUUUAUGCUGGUCAAGAGAAAGAUUAACUUACUUUCUGGAAUCAGAACCUUUCCUGUAUGAAAUAUUUAGAUAUCUUAUAGGAAAAGACAUUACAAAUAAGCUGUAUUCAUUGAAUGAUCCCACUUUAAAUGAUAAAAAGGCCAAAAAGUUGGAACACCAGCUCAGCCUUUGCACACAGAUCUCCAUGCUGGAAAUGAGGAACAGCAUAGCCAGCUCCAGUGACAGUGAGGACGGCUUACACCAGUUUCUUCGGAGCACCUCCAGUGUGUCCUCUCUUCAUGUGUCGUCCCCACACCAGCGAGCCUCUGCCAAGAUGAAGCCAAUAGAAGAAGGGGUGGAAGAUGACGACGAGGUCUUCGAACCUGUGUCUCCAAAUACAUUUAAAGUCCAUCAGUUGCCUUGAUCAGAGAGAGGAGUCAAGUUACCAAGAUGGAAAUUGUCUUGAAAAGAUCCUGAAAAAUACCAGCACUUUUUCACAGCUUUUCAGUUAUUCUGUUUUAGUACAUCCAGACUGGUAGAGUCCGAGGGCAGGAAAGUGAGGAAGAUUAAACAAUGGGAAGGGUAUUUUAGCUCUCCUGUUUAUUGGUCAGCUUUUCAAGUAAUUGUUUUACUGAGCCUUCUGACUAAACCUAGUUCUAUUUUGAGAUAUAUUUUUUCACAGAGUUUUCUAGAUAUAUUAUCAUUUUAAAUUUAAAAACUCUUAGUGCUCUGUCACUGCAAAUGCUUUCACUUAUUUUUCCGAGUUGUGGUUCAUUUUCCUCACAGACAAUUUUUUCUCCACCGCGGCAAUGGCGUUGUCCUUUUGAUAGUUUUAACAAACAGUGUAAGUUUGAAAUUGAGCUUGAGGUAACAUUAAAAAGCAGGGAAUCUCAGGCUUUCUUCAGUUGAUUUUUUGGAUGGAAAAUUUUAAAGAAAGAUGUGAUUUGGCUGGAGUAUAUUUUUCUCCCAGACACGUCAAUUACUCCACUAGAUCACCUUACUUAGUUGGGCAUUGUGUAGAUAGCUUGAUGACAAACAAAACUCAUCAGACUUUGCUCACAUUACCCUUAUAUUAUGCUGAUUUAUAAACUGGCUGGAAAGCUAACAGAUGGAAGUAGUUCUGAGCUCAGUGUUGACCUUCAGCAUUCGACUGACUUACCUGUGAUUUGGAGCCAUCUUGUCCCACACACUCUGGUGUGAGCAACACUUUACUUGGGGUAGGGAGGACGGGAGAGUCAAGUGGCCAAGCAAGUGUCACAGGAUGACGUGACUAACCGAGCAGCUUCAUUCUUCCGUUGGUGUUCUGAAGUUUCAGAUUGUUCCCCCAGAGCCAUAGAUGUCUCUUUAAAAUGUGUGCCAGAGCUGCGAGUGUGGACACAGCUGUGGGGACAGACAGUUCACCACAGGCCGUGCCAUGGGCACCCAACCUAGAUAUUGCUCUGACGGCCUUGGUUCCAGAUCUCCCUUUUCUACUAGAAUCAUGUUUCAGGCAACAGUCGUAUUUGGGAAGUGAGAAGGUUGCUUAAAUCAUCCGUCUCUCUGGUCAGUGUGACUGUGGCACUCAACUGGGUGAAGCCCAUUGAUUGGCUGUGCUAUAUCAUCCCCCAUUGAUGUUUAUUUUGUUUCAUCCUCUAGAACCAACUUUGAGUUAGUCCCCUGUUAUAUUAAAUAGCUAAGAACAGUUCCAAAGGAAAUUAUUUUCAGGUGAGCUGAGCCAAAAGCAGCAUCUCUUGCGCCAAGAGGUGAUUUCUGUUAGAGAAGGUAAAUAAGCUACUCUAGGAUUACCUCAUUUUCUUAAAUCCAUUUUUGAGCUAAUAAUUUUAGUAAUUUCACUUGAGUUAAAUUAACAGAGACUGGGAGUCCAGCUCUUAACAUCUUUAUCAAAUGUUGGCUUAUUAACAUCACAGUAGAAAGACUGAUUUCACUUCACUACGGUAGUGGUCUCUUCAGUUUGCUCAAUUAGAAAUUUAUUUUGGGGAAAUGAAGCAUAGGUGAAUGACUUAGCCUUGGCUUUAAGAUUAUGGAGAUGUAUUAGGUUGAACUCUCUCUGUGCCUGAGAUCACGUGUGUCACAAUAAUGUGAUGGUGUUAAUACUGCUGUCCUCUAACUAUUGGAGUAGAGUCAUGUAGACCAUUUGGUUUACACAUGCAGAAGACUAAUUUACGAAAUCACUCUAUAGAGUAAUUAGAUAUUACAUCCUUCCCUAAGUAGAAAGUAAUUUUAGAUGCUGCUGAGGCCAUGUUUUUAAUGUUCUAUGGAUCCACAGAACCUUGGGGUUUCCCUCCCCUGACCCAUCUUCAGGUUUGUCUCACUUUGUCAGCCUCAGACAGCAGAGAGGGUCAUCUCUAAUGAUCAGCCUGGGUGUGUUUGGAGGUUAUUUUCUUUCGGAUUGGGAACAAACAUUUUUACAAGCACACUGCUAAAACUAGGUGAUAUAAAAUCAUUUAUGGUUUUUAUUAAAAUAUGUGUGUGUGCGUUCGUGCACGUGUGCAUCAGUGUCAUUGAUAACAAAGAUUGUAAUCUCAAGAUUAGGAAUCUUAAAAGAGCCACUUAGCCUGAAUAGGAAACAUGAAACUAUUUUUAAAUACACACCUCUAAGGAAGACAACGAGACUCAGAGAAAAGGAGCCACAAGCCGUUGAGUAGCCCCCCCACAUAGACUUGAUAACAAAGAAGCAGAUAGGAAAACAGAAAAGAGGUUUAAGUGUAAGAUCUCCUAUGGAUGACUUUGACUUUAAAUUCACUUAUGCAAAUGAAGAAGUGUAUCUUUGUAUAAGGCAUAAAUACGUAGACAAAAUACAUGUUUGCUGCCAAAGCUGCCAAUAAGAAGCUUCCUGUGUUUUUGGCAUUAACUUAGCUAUGUGACCAAGCUCUAGGAAAUGGUCUGCAAAAAUUAUUCUAUAUAUAACUCCAAAUCUUCUAGGUUCAAAUGUAACAUCAAGUCUGUUGUAUGAAUCUAGAGUAUAACAUUUAUACCAGAGUGUAUACAUGUCAUUUGUAAUAUUUUGAAAGUGCUUAUAAAUAUUUAUAUUUAUAAAAUAAUAGACAACACAGACACUACGUAGAUCCUCAAUGAUGUUUAUAUAUUUUAAAUUAGCAAUAAUGGGUGCUAUACCAUUAUUUUUCAGUUACCAUCCUUGGCUUUCUGGGCUCUUCUCUGUUUCUCCCUGUGCUUCAGUGUCACUUGAAUUCCUUGGAUACCUCUUUGCUUUGCUGCCAACAGUGUGCGCACUAGGAGACGUCACCUUCUUCUUGUCUGGUUCUCUUUCCACGUGUCUGAAGCUUUUCUGAUUUUAUAACUUGGAGCUGCCAAUUCCUGCCUCCCAGGUCCCAUCAUGGCCCCAAAGACAAAGUCCCUCGGAUGCUGGAAAAAUCUUUGGGGGAAGUUGAUGUAAUCUACACAUUCUGCCCUGUCCCCAGCACACCCAGGUAAUGACUCCGCCCUCCAGUGAAGAUUUUCAUGCUGUGUGCGUUGGUGCCCAGCCGAGCACCUGGCAUGUAGGUCCAUCCCGACCUGCAGGGCUCGGUGCCCUCCUCCCUGCAGACUCCAGGGUGCAGCUCCAAGGAUUCACUGUUAUUUUUUUUUUUCAUCCAUUUCCU
Molecule: messenger RNA, 4265 nt
Organism: Diceros bicornis minor
Lineage: Eukaryota; Metazoa; Chordata; Mammalia; Perissodactyla; Rhinocerotidae
Gene: POPDC1
Product: blood vessel epicardial substance
Exons: 7
Coding region: 8-1090 (360 amino acids)
Cellular component (GO): sarcolemma
Molecular function (GO): cAMP binding
Source: RefSeq, a predicted model, not a curated record